Molecule: messenger RNA, 2553 nt
Organism: Coffea arabica (coffee)
Lineage: Eukaryota; Viridiplantae; Streptophyta; Magnoliopsida; Gentianales; Rubiaceae
Source: RefSeq, a predicted model, not a curated record
AUGUCGUUGGUAGCAGUUUGUGAACCUAAGACUUCUCUAUUGAACCUGGAUUCGGUCCGGGUGAAGGUAGGAAUGGAUUUAGCUGUUGCAAAUCAGUCGAGUAGUGUUUGGGUAUUGUACAAAUCUGCGUUUACUUGUCAUACGAUAGGGGAAUCCAAUCAGCACAUCACAUUGGGCAUUGGUUCCCAAUUAUUGCCUGAGGAGAUAUGCUUUUCAUUUGUUCAUGCAAAGUGCACUGCUCAAGAGAGGGAAGGCCUAUGGGUAGAGCUAUUGCGCGAGAAGCCGGCGGUUAAGCCCUGGUUUCUAGUGGGGGAUUUUAAUGUUAUUUUGAAUGCAGAGGAAAAAUGGGGCAGCUUACCUUUCAGGCAGGCCGAUAGGGUGGAGUUAGCACAAUUUAUGUCAUUGGCAGAGGUUGGGGAUGCUGGCUUCUCGGGGUCCAGGUAUAUUUGGUGUAAUAAUAGGCAAGGUUUGGCUAGGGUUUGGAAGCGCUUAGACAGAUUUUUGCUCAACUCCGCAGCAAUGAGGAUGGAAAAUGCUUUCAUAGUGCAACAUAUGGGGAGAGAUCCGUCUGAUCAUGCCCCCCUGCUGUUGUCUGCGGUGACGAGGUUGGAUGGUAAGCCAAUGCCGCUCCGCUUCUUGAAUGUGUGGACAACAAAACCUGAUUUCCUGGAUGUGAUUAAAGAGUGUUGGUCUUUUUCCUUCCCUGGGUCGUCUCUCAAGAUUUUAGCGGAGAAGCUACGUAGGGCGAAGCAAGCGCUUCGACAAUGGUCUAGAAGCUCUUUUGGUGACAUAUUCUUGGCGAUUCGGACAGCGGAGCAAAAGAUGGUAGAGGCGGAAAUAGCCCAUGAUGACCAUCCAUCAGACGGGUUGUUGAUGAAUCUACAUGAGACGCGUGCUCGACUGCGCAAUGCUUUAAUGGUUGAGGGAGAGUUCUGGAGGCAGAAAGCUCGGGUUAAAUGGCUUAUGGAUGGCAACAGGAAUACGGGGUUGUUUACAAAAGAGGUGGGAAGAAUUGCCAGUGACAUGUUAGAGGUCAUUCCUAGGGUUAUCACUGAACACGAUAACAAUUUGCUGAUGGAGGUCCCAUCAAUACACGAAGUGAGGGGGGUCAUCUUCUCAAUGGAUGGGGAUAGUGCCGCGGGUCUGGAUGGCUUCACGGGGAAGCUUUUCACGGUUGCGUGGGAGGUGGUCGUUGUGGAUGUUCAUAGGGCUAUAGCGAGCUUCUUUUGUGGCGCAAUGUUGCCAAGAAGCGUCACCGCUACUGCAAUUGUGUUGCUUCCCAAGGUUCAAUGCCCACAGGAUUUUACACAAUUUCGACCGAUAAGUUUAUGCAACUUUGUCAACAAGGCCAUCUUCAAAAUCUUAUCCACCCUUUUGGCUAGGGUUUUUCCUCGGAUUAUCUCACUGCAGCAGAGUGGUUUCGUGCCAGGGAGACAGAUGGCGGAUAAUUUUCUAUUAGCUCAAGAGUUGUUGAGCGAUAUUAAGAAACCCAACCGGGGAGGGAAUGUAAUGCUCAAACUAGACAUGAUGAAGGCCUACGAUAGGGUAUCGUGGUUGUUUUUUACACAAGUUCUGUGGCGUUUUGGUUUUAGUGAGACUUGGAUUGAUAUGGUGUGGAGGUUGAUUUCCAAUGUUUGGUUUUCCGUCAUUGUGAAUGGCUUGCCGCAUGGGUUCUUUAAGUCUACCCGAGGAUUGCGCCAGGGAGAUCCAAUUUCGCCGACCUUGUUUGUCAUUGGGGCAGAGGUACUUUCUCGCUCUCUAAAUGCUUUGGCGGAGCAUCGGAGCUACCGACCCUUUAAAGUCCCGAGUGGAUGCCCUGUGGUCACGCACUUGGCUUAUGCAGACGACGUGAUCAUUUUCACUAAUGGCCUUAAGGCUUCUGUGCAGUUGGUCAAGAGGGUAGUCGAUGGAUACUAUUCACUGUCGGGGCAGCAGGUUAACUGUCAGAAGAGUUAUUUUUUGGUGCACCCCAGGUUGCCUCCGCAACACCGAGCAAUGAUCAGAAUGGUUACGGGCUUCUCGUACAAGUCUUUUCCAAUCAAAUACCUCGGCUGUCCUUUAUAUAUUGGAAGGAGAAGAUUGACUUACUUUGCAGAUAUCUGCAUGCCGGUCCAUCUGUUAGCAGCGGCAUCACCACCAAAGGGAGUUUUUGCCUCUAUCGAAAAGGUGAUGGCUGAAUUUUUGUGGGGUUCGUCGGAUGUUGGCCAUAAGUUUCAUUGGAUAAGCUGGAGGGAGCUGUGCCAGCCUCCGGAAGCAGGUGGGAUCGGAAUUCGGAGCAUUGCUAAGGCCCAAUGGAAUGUGCAGCUGCUUAAUCGGGUCUUAGAGCCGGAGCUGGUGAGGCAGGUGGUGAAGGUCCCUCGUCCUUCCUCUCGAGGAACGGAUAGGAUGGUCUGGGCUUUAACGGCGGAUGGCAUCCAAUUGCUCGUGGGUCGCUUCUCAGGUUUGGCUGAAGGGAUGUCCACUCAAGAUUUCCUUCUUCAUGCUCCAGUUGUUGCGGUCGCAUCUUCCGCUUAUGGAUAUGCUACGAAGAUUUGGGGUUCAGGGACUGUCUAA